Molecule: messenger RNA, 1381 nt
Organism: Haliotis rubra (blacklip abalone)
Lineage: Eukaryota; Metazoa; Mollusca; Gastropoda; Lepetellida; Haliotidae
Exons: 5
Coding region: 6-884 (292 amino acids)
Molecular function (GO): carbohydrate binding
Source: RefSeq, a predicted model, not a curated record
GCAGCAUGAGGAUGGUUGUGUGGGGAUUUGUUCAGCUUUUUCUCACCAUCACCAUGACUUACAGCUCAGCUUCACAAUGUGGCAUUCUGACAUGUCGCCACCAUGGAAGUUUGGAUGGACAGAUGUUCAAUGACACCUUCAUCACUGAACAAAGCUUUUCUGACAAAGCAGCAUGUUUUUGGAGGUGUUUCCGUAAUCUGCAGUGCAACAUGGUACUGCACAAUCCAGCGUCUCAACGUUGCCGGUUGUAUUAUUCAUCCGUCAUCACUGGGGGUGAACAAGAGGCAGGCUGGCAGUAUUAUACAGUUGCCUGCAGCGACUUCCGGAUCCUGAAUGCACUCUCGGUGAUGAGGAACCAGACCCACGAGGAUGUCACCUGCUCCAACGGCUUCUCCUAUCUACCGACCACGUCAGGCAAAUGUUUCCAUGACAACGUACCCCUAGACAUAGGACGGUGCAUGCAGACCCUCUGGAUUGACCCAGUGCGAGUAUUCAGGACGUCUCUCCCUGCUCCUCUGUCCAGUGGAACUGAGAUUAUCGUGGAGGCAGCCGCAGAUGGAGUCAACAAUCGAAACUGGGUGCGCCUUCAUGUAAAUGGUGACAGCACACUGGCUCUGUCUUUGGUUGUACGAUGGGACACAAUGGACAUAGGCUUCAAUACACGGUCAUCUGGCGUGUGGUCGACGGCACUGAGCCAUCCAGAUGUAGUCUUCACGCCCAACGUCAUCUCGAACCUCUCCAUCAAGAUCACAGACACCCAGUUCCUGAUAUCUGUUGAUGACAACAAUCUGUUCACUGGUCCAAUAAGGGUUCCAGUACAGCAGGCCGACGCCAUUGACGUGGACUUCACCCUCAUCAAACGAUUGCAGCUCAAAUAUCCCUGAUCGAUUAUAUCUCUGUCUAGUCUCCUUCAACAGUUUCCUCUAUUACGACAAAUGUAGUUAAUCAAGUUUGGAUAAAUCAAUCAUGUGAUUGACAUCAUGAGCAUCGAUCAUCAAAGCUGACACGAUAGCCGGCAGCAGCCGUGAGGCCCCAAUCAGGUAUUCACCUCUUACGACAAGCAUGAUACUCACUGAUACUCACGAACUUGUGUACAUUCUAUCUAACUUAUAAAAUUCCUUUUUACUUUAGUUCAUGUAUAUUUAGAACAUUGUUGAGUUGCCCACAAUCUUUAUAGAGACUUAUACUGUGACAGAUAAAAAUGGCUACAGGGCCGUUAAAAUCCCAUUGUGCUAUAUACAUUGUGAAAGGAAAGGCAUGUCGUGAUCUGCUUAUCCUGGUAAUAUUCUGCGAUAUAAAUGUACUGCAUGUGAUAUUAGAGUUAGGAUUUUACCACACUCUCAGUAUUUCGUUAAAAGUAGCAUAAUUUAUGCUACUUUGA